Microthlaspi erraticum is the source of this 2487-nucleotide messenger RNA. Lineage: Eukaryota; Viridiplantae; Streptophyta; Magnoliopsida; Brassicales; Brassicaceae. The record is from the annotation of a GenBank genome assembly.
AUGGAGAGGUUUCUUGCUGUUUUGCUGGUGCUAAUUGCAACUUUGGCCAUCAUUCAUAUUGUUCAAGCUCAGAGUCCGAGCCAACAAGGUAUCCACAUCUUCUUAGCUCUUAAGUUUCAUCAGUUUGGAUUGCGGGCUACCGGGAAUGAACCGUCUCCUUACACUGACGCUGGUACUGAAUUACAGUUCUAUUCGGACGCAACAUACAUCCAGAGUGGCAAAACUGGUACAGUUGCAUCAAAUCUUGAGAGUAUGCUCAUGAAGCCGUACGCUACGGUGAGAUUUUUUCCAGAAGGAAGACGGAAUUGCUACAAUCUACCCGUCGAGAAGGGGAGAAAACAUCUGGUCAGAGCUUGGUUUUUCUAUGGCAAUUAUGAUGGCCGUGACGUGAAACCCAAGUUUGCUCUGUAUCUUGGACCUAAUCCAUGGGCCACGAUAGAUUUGGAAGAACAAGUGAAUGGGACAAGGGUAGAAAUCUUACACAUCCCAACAUCAAACUCGUUGCAGAUUUGUCUCGUCAAGACUGGUGAGACUACACCGAUGAUCUCAGCCUUGGAGAUAAGGCCAAUGGGAAAUAAUUCUUAUAUCACAAACUCUGGUUCUCUCAGUCUUUACUUUCGUGUAUAUCUGACCAAAUCAGAAAAAUACAUAAGACACUUUGCUGAGAUCCAAGACUUGCGGGACGAUGAAACCAGGGAAUUCAACAUGGUGUGGAAUGGAGAAGUCAUAUCAGCCGAGCCUAUAAUUCCUAACAAGUUAAGGGUAAGUACUAGCUUCAGCGUCUCUCCAAGGAAUUGCCCUGGUGGGGAAUGUAUGUUUCAGCUGAUAAGAACCAGCAGAUCAACACUUCCACCUCUACUUAACGCUUUAGAAGUCUUCACGGUUAUCCAGUUUCCGCAGUCUGAAACAAAUGAAACCGAAGUGGCUGCUAUGAGAAACAUUGAAAGCACAUAUGGAUUGAGUAGAAUCAAUUGGCAAGGCGAUCCAUGCUUCCCUCAACAGCUUAGGUGGGAUGCUUUAAACUGCAGCAACACGGAUAUCUUCACACCACCAAGAAUCACUUCUUUAAACUUGGCUUCAAGUAAUUUAACUGGAAACAUAGCAGCUGCCAUUCAAAACCUUACGCAGCUAGUAAAACUGGACUUGUCUAAUAAUAACUUGACCGGGGAGGUGCCAGAGUUUCUAGGCAACAUAAAAUCACUGUUGUUCAUAAACUUAAGCGGGAACGAUCUUAAUGGUACAGUUCCUCAGUCUCUAGAGAGGAAAGGACUCGAGCUACUUCACCAAGGAAACCCAAGGCUUGUUUCCUCUAGUUCACCCCCAAAGACAACUAAGAAGAGCUUUCUAGUGCCAAUUGUCGCAUCGCUUGCUUCUGUAGCUAUCCUCAUAGCCGCAUUGGUGCUUUAUCUUGUUCUCAGAAAGAAAAAGCCCUCCACUGUUGAAGCUGUUCACCCGCCACCGAAUAGGCCUAAAACGAAUGUUACACAUGGUAGUUCACCGGAGCCAUCAAUCGAGAUGAAAAAGAGAAGGUUUAGUUAUUCUGAGGUUAUAAAAAUGACGAAUAACUUCGAAAGAGUCCUAGGAGAAGGAGGAUUUGGCGUUGUCUGUCACGGUACUGUCAAUGGCUCUCAACAGGUAGCUGUUAAACUACUGUCUCAGUCAUCAACUCAAGGCUAUAAAGAGUUCAAGGCAGAGGUUGAUCUUCUUCUGAGAGUUCACCAUACGAAUUUGGUUAGUCUUGUUGGAUAUUGCGAUGAAGGAGACCACUUAGCCCUCAUCUACGAGUUUGUACCCAAUGAAGACUUAAGACAGCAUCUAUCAGGGAAAGGAGGCAGACCCAUCGUCAAUUGGGGUACUCGGCUAAGAAUAGCUGCGGAGGCUGCCCUAGGUUUGGAGUACUUACACAUUGGAUGCACACCACCAAUAGUUCACAGAGAUGUCAAAACUACAAACAUAUUGUUGGACGAGCAUUAUAAGGCCAAACUCGCUGAUUUCGGGCUCUCUAGGUCUUUCCCAAUUGGCGGUGAAACUCAUGUCUCCACGGUGGUUGCUGGUACUCCUGGUUAUCUUGAUCCUGAGUAUUACCAAACAAGCAGGUUGGGUGAGAAAAGCGAUGUGUACAGUUUCGGCAUUGUGCUAUUGGAAAUUAUCACAAACCAACUAGUCAUUGAUCGAAACCGUAGAAAGUCUCACAUAACACAUUGGGUUGGGUCUGAGCUUAACGGAGGAGAUAUUGCGAAGAUCAUGGAUCCAAAGCUUAACGGAGACUAUGAUUCCCGCUCUGCUUGGAGAGCUCUAGAGCUGGCAAUGGCGUGCGCGGAUCCAACUUCGGCCAAACGACCAACCAUGUCUCAUGUUGUUAUCGAGCUAAAAGAGUGUCUUGUUUCUGAAAACUCGAAGAGAAAUAUGAGCCAAGGCAUGGAUUCACUGAAUUCCCCUGAAGUGAGCAUGAUCUUUGAUAGUGGGAUGAUUCCUAGAGCAAGAUAG